UUAUUCAAUUAUUAAUUGUAUUAUAUUUUGUAUACUUCUAUUGAUUUUUUAACAGUUGGUUUGUCGUUCCUUUUUUCAGUUGAAGAUAUGGAGAAAUUUUUGAUAAAUUUGAAAAGAAAAGCUCCAUCAUCACCUCCUCCAUCAUCACCUCCCCCAUCAUCAUCUCAGAGUGAUUUAGAUGAUCUAGAUAAUUUACCAUGGGAUCCUGCUGAUCGGAAAAGAAUAUCAGAAUAUAAUGCGAAUCAAAGGAAUGAGGUAAUCAGAAAAUAUUUGAUGAGAGGUCCUUGUCAACCUUGUGGUCAUAUUUUCAAACAAUCAAUGAAAGGAGGCGUGCUAAGACGCUUUAAUCCUGCUUGGUUUGAUCAGUUUCCAAAUUGGUUAGAAUACAGUGUGAAGAAAGAUGCAGCUUUUUGUCUAUAUUGUUACUUGUUCAGAGACAAUGCUGGUAAAGGUGGAAGAAAUGAUGCAUGGACCAUUGACGGUUUUUCUAGCUGGAAUAAAGCUAAAAAUAUUUCAGAGCAUGUAGGAGCUGUUAACAGUUUUCACAACAAUGCAGCAAUGAAGUGUGAAAACUUGAUGAAGCAAGGUCAGUCUAUCAAGCAUGCUUUUCAUAAACAAGAUGAUAUCACGAAAAAUGAGUAUCGCAUUCGAUUAAAUGCUUCUAUUGAUGCUUCAAGAUUCUUGUUGCGCCAAGGGUUACCUUUUCGUGGGCAUGAAGAGAAAGACGAAACUGCUAAUAAUGGUAACUUUGUUGAACUCUUGAAAUACACUGCCGAGCAAAAUGAAGAUGUGAGUAAGGUUGUUUUAAGAAAUGCUCCUGGAAACAAUCAGAUGACUUCUCCAAAGAUUCAGAAAGAUAUUGUCCAGUGUUUUGCAGAAGAGCUAAUCAAAAGCAUUAUUGAUGAAAUUGAUCAUGAUGUAUUUGGUUUGUUGGUGGAUGAGUCUGCUGAUGUUUCUUAUAAAGAACAAAUGGCAGUUGUGUUUCGGUAUGUGGACAAGAGUGGGAUAGUCAAAGAGAGAUUCAUAAGUCUUACUCAUGUAAGUGAUACAUCUUCAUCAUCUUUGAAAUCUGCAAUUGAUUCUUUGUUUGCUAAGUAUGGAUUAAGCAUUACAAAGGUGAGAGGGCAAGGUUAUGAUGGUGCAAGUAACAUGAAGGGUGAGUUCAAUGGGCUAAGGUCAUUAAUCUCAAAGGAAAACACAUCAGCAUAUUAUGUUCAUUGCUUUGCUCAUCAGCUUCAGUUAGUUGUUGUGGCAGUUGCCAAAAAGCAUUUUGAUGUUGGAAACUUCUUUGAUAUGAUUUCUCUGCUACUGAAUGUGGUGGGAGCUUCAUGUAAGAGGAAAGAUGCGUUCAGAGAGAAUCACAAAGAAACGAUUGAGAAAGAAGUUAAUGAUGGAGAACGCAAAACUGGAAAAGGGUUAAAUCAAGAUGUUUCUGUUCAAAGACCAGGGAUGGCUCGUUGGGGCUCUCACUAUAGAACUUUGCUGCGUGUGGUUGAGUGUUUUUCUUCUAUCGUUAAAGUGCUUGCAUGUGUUGAGAAGGAUGGCGCAGAUGACUCAAAAAGACGUCAAGCAUAUGGUCUCCUCAGUUAUGUGGAUAGCUUUGAUUUUGUGUUCUAUUUGCAAGUGAUGGUUCACCUUUUAGGAGUCACAAAUAGUUUGUCAUUGGCCCUUCAAAACAGAGAUCAAGAUAUUUUGAACGCAAUGUCCUUAGUAGCAUCAACGAAAAGACAGUUGCAGAAGUUUAGAGAUGAUGGAUGGAAUGCUCUUAUGCUUAAAGUUUCUUCUUUCUCUAAGAAGCAUGGUAUUGAAGAGCUUGAUAUGAAGGAAGAUUUCCUUGACACAAGGAGGCGAAGGAAAAAAACAGGAGUGACAAAUGAACAUCACUAUAAGGUUAAUUGCUUAUAUGCAAUUUUGGAUUUGCAGCUUCAAGAAUUCAACGACCGCUUUAAUGAGGUGAACACUGAACUACUUAUUUGUGCUGCUUCAUUAUCUCCCAUCGAUUUGUUCUCUCAGUUUGACCAUUCAAAACUGAUGAGAUUAUCGACUUUCUACCCAUCUGACUUUAGUCAGGGAGAGUGCAUAUCUCUUGAUCAACAGUUAGAUGUCUAUAUUGAUAACAUUCGAAGUGAUGAAAGGUUUACUCAUUUAGAAGAUCUUGGAGAACUUGCUCGUACUUUGGUGGAAACACGGAAACAUUUGUCAUUCCCUUUGGUUUAUAGGCUUCUGAAGUUGAUUUUGAUUUUGCCGGUUGCCACUGCAACUGUUGAGAGAAGUUUUUCAGCCAUGAAGAUCGUGAAGACAGAUCGACGAAAUCGGAUUGGAGAUCAGUUUCUGAAUGAUUGCUUAAUUUGUUUUAUCGAGAAAGAUGUAUUUGAAAAAAUAACGAAUGUGACUGUGAUGAAAAGAUUUCAGGAUAUGAAAGAUCGCAGAGUGCUUUUAUAAAAUAUUUGUUUUGUCUUUUUGAAUAUUUUUUUUUAAUUAUAUACUGACACAUGUUAAAAAAAUUCCUGGGUCCGCCACUGAUUACAACCAUCAUAACAAUUAGUAUAUUCUUCUGAUCAGAUCCUCUCAUCUUCAUAUCUCUCUUUCUUUGCUUAUUUCUCAUUUCACUUGACCAUAAUAAUAGAACACGACCCUCCUUGGCUGUAUUAUAUAGCAGCCACGUACGUUACGUUCUUUUUAUUUUCACCAAAUGGGUAUCUAUUCAUUGCAUCAUCAUAGUCCAUAUUAAUUAAUUAAGAUGUCUUUUUGUUUUAGUUUAUCCCCUCUAGCUAGGAUUUGAGCUGUUUGCGAUAAACUUUUUCGUAGUGUGGUGAAAGCUAUUAAUAGCUUAUUUUAUACGCAACAAGCAAUGCAUCACAAAAGCUACAAUUUCCCGAUUCAUUUUUUUUAGCCUUAAAUAGUUAUCUAUAUAAUAUUAAGUCGAGCAACUCUAUUUAUCUUUUGGCUAGUACUCAUUGGGUCAUUAUAUUCUAAACUUUUUCAUUAUGGUAAAUCAUUGGUGAUGUCUUGCAAGUCCUUAAUACUAAUUGUUUAUAAUACAUCAAUUUUCAAUUUUAGUCAUAUUACAUUUAAUUUUUAUAACAUUUUCUAAUCUUUUUAUUAAAGUUUGUUACUGCUUUGUUUUUUUCCUUCGUUCUGAUCCAUUUAUCACGAGAAUUCCGUGUUUGGUUUCCUGUAGUCGUCUCUCGUUGGAAAGUCAUAGUGUUGACAAUUGUUAUGCUGAUAAACAUGAUAUUUACAUGAACAUACAUACCACUACCAGUCUAGUAGUAAUUUUUUUUUUACAACAAAUACAGACUCAUAUUAACUCUAUAAAUCAAAUUGAUAACACUCAUGUCUAGUUGUACUACUAAUCUAAUAAUAAGAGUAAUAUUUAAUGUAAUUAACCAGAGGAAAGGAGGUUUGUCGUUGUGGUUAGUGAUCAAAAUAAUAAAUACUAGGUUAAGAUCCGUGCCUUGCGCGGAAUGAACAUUAUAUAUAUAUGUAUAUUAUUUUAUAUAUUAUAUGUUUAUAACAUAUUAUGAAAUAAUAAAUAUAUAUUGAAUAAUUAAAAAGUCAUUAUUUACUAC
This is a messenger RNA of Brassica napus (rape), 3572 nucleotides long. RefSeq names its product zinc finger MYM-type protein 1-like. Bases 88 to 2442 code for a protein of 784 amino acids. Gene Ontology annotation, molecular function: protein dimerization activity. NCBI's taxonomy places the organism in Eukaryota, Viridiplantae, Streptophyta, Magnoliopsida, Brassicales, Brassicaceae. The record is from RefSeq and is a predicted model, not a curated record. The transcript has a single exon.